This is a messenger RNA of Gossypium arboreum, 1155 nucleotides long. RefSeq names its product GATA transcription factor 12-like. The record is from RefSeq and is a predicted model, not a curated record. Bases 158 to 1126 code for a protein of 322 amino acids. Gene Ontology annotation, biological process: positive regulation of DNA-templated transcription. Gene Ontology annotation, molecular function: sequence-specific DNA binding; zinc ion binding. Gene Ontology annotation, cellular component: nucleus. NCBI's taxonomy places the organism in Eukaryota, Viridiplantae, Streptophyta, Magnoliopsida, Malvales, Malvaceae. The transcript has 2 exons.
AACCCACCCUUUCUCCUCACUCUUUCGUACACCAAACCUUUCUCUCUUCAAAGUCUCAUUCCAUUUCUUCAUCUUCUCUCUCUCUCUACACAAGUAGAGAUAUUUCACUAUAACUAUUCGUAUCUAGGAAGCUGUAUAUUGUAGCUUGUAAGGUUGAAUGGAGGUGGGGGACUUCUUCGUCGGAGGUUUUUAUGGCGGUGCUGCAGGCAAUGACUUCUCUCCGCUGAAGAUGAUGUCCACAGAGCGAAAGCUCCCAGAGAAUUUCACCGUCGACGAUCUCCUCGACUUUUCUAAUGAAGACGCCAUUAUAAAUGACGGCUUUUUAGAAAAUGUCGCCGGCAAUUCCACCGAUUCCUCCACUGUCACCUGCAAUUUCUCCGUUUCCGGAUGCGAUAACCACCUCUCUCCCGUUAAUCUCCCUCACUCUUCUCAGUUCUCCGGCGAACUUUGCGUCCCGUAUGAUGAAUUGGCUGAGCUUGAAUGGCUCUCAAAUUUUGUGGACGACUCAUUCUCAACGGACCAGAAUUUACAAAGCAGCCUCCAGAUUUUCGCCACGUCAAAAUCACUCACACCCGAAUCCUCAUCUUCCUCAACCCGACCCGAUUCCUUAAUCCAGAGCCCAUCCAAUUCCAACCCAAUUUUCCAACACGAAACUCCGCUCCCGGGGAAGGCACGAUCCAAGCGUUCAAGGGUGGCCCCAUGCGAUUGGUCCACCCGACUCCUCCACCUCAACCCGAAAUAUGCGGCCCAGAAGAAAAGGGAGAGCCCGAACGCCAAUACGGAGUUGCCAGUCCGGAAAUGUUUACAUUGUGCGGCGGAAAAGACGCCGCAAUGGAGGACUGGGCCGUUGGGUCCGAAAACAUUGUGUAAUGCAUGUGGGGUGAGGUACAAGUCGGGCCGAUUGGUGCCGGAAUACCGACCCGCAGCGAGUCCGACAUUUGUGUCGGCAAAGCAUUCGAAUUCUCAUAGGAAAGUUUUGGAGCUUAGGAGACAAAAGGAGUUCCAAAGAGCACAGCAUCAACAGCUUAUCAGUCAAACUUCGAUUUUCGGCAUAUCCAACGGUGGUUGUGCUGAUGAUUUCUUGAUUCACCAUCAUGGUGGGCCCAAUUUUAGCCACAUGAUUUAGCAAUAUAUAAUCUUUUUUUUUUUUUUAAA